Molecule: messenger RNA, 487 nt
Organism: Aspergillus japonicus CBS 114.51
Lineage: Eukaryota; Fungi; Ascomycota; Eurotiomycetes; Eurotiales; Aspergillaceae
Exons: 1
Coding region: 17-385 (122 amino acids)
Source: RefSeq, a predicted model, not a curated record
UCGUCAAUAACUUAUCAUGCAUCUCGGCCCAGGAGCGGUAGGUUGGGUUGGGGCAUUGCUCGCCUGCCAUCAGCUUCCCGUGCUUGCUCAGAACAUGAUGGAAGACAGGACAGCUACCACUUGCCGAGGACUUCUCUACCUUGGUGGACGGUCGAUGACCCAUGCGAUACAAUACCGACUGCAUAACCAAGGGGGACACUCUAGGAUGGAAAUGGUUAUCAUUCAGGUUUCCACACGGCUCUGCGGCUCUGUCUCCGGGCCUAGAUGUGGAGCGAAGAAUGGAGCCAUGGAUAGGGUUGUUUUGGCGCAACUCGCUAUGUUGAUAAGUCUUGACGCCGGAGGGAGGUUCGGAAGACGAUUCGGGAACCGCCGCCCCAUCUCUUGAAUUCAGAAGUCCCACCCAGAACAGUGGCAGGAAAGGCAGCUCAGACGUCCAAUGAGAACAUUAUCGACUUCCUCUAUGGUGAGUCCUUUCGACAUCGAUGCA